Durio zibethinus is the source of this 1414-nucleotide messenger RNA. RefSeq names its product BURP domain protein USPL1-like. NCBI's taxonomy places the organism in Eukaryota, Viridiplantae, Streptophyta, Magnoliopsida, Malvales, Malvaceae. The record is from RefSeq and is a predicted model, not a curated record.
CAUGUAUCUAGUUCUCUACCACAGUCUGAUUCUCUUUAUAUUAAUCUCUAUUCCCUCUUUGUAAAAAGGAGAAGAUAAGCAUAAAGUGGAAGCAAUUUGUUAUAGAAGAAUGAGCAUGAAAUUUGUUUCUUGCAGCUUUCUUCUGCUCCUACUUGUCAUGCAUGCCGAUGGAAGUGGAGGCAGGGAGAUGGCUGAUGACCAUUGGAAAGACUUGAUAAAUCACGAUCGUGAUAGCAAGCAGGUAAAGUUGCAGGGCCCCUCUGGAUAUGAACUAAAAAAUGAAGUUCAAGGCAGAAUUAAUGUUUUGAGACUCCCAAGCAUGGACUAUGAUCGGCAAAGCGAAGAUGAUAGUAGUGCCCACAGCAUGGUACAUGCCCACCAACAUGCUACGGUUGACGACCAUGAUGGGGAGAUUCAUGCUCAUCCAUUGUCCCACAUGGAGCACAUGGAUCGUUCAAUGAUGGUGUUUUUUACCCUGAACGAUCUUAAGGUUGGGAAAUCGAUGCCAAUAUAUUUUCCUAAGAAAGAUCCUUCAACAUCUCCCCACUUGUUGCCUAGAGAAGAAGCCGAUUCAAUUCCUUUCUCAUUAAAACAACUUCCUCACCUGCUUCAAUUCUUCUCCUUCUUGCAAGACUCUCCCCAAGCCAAAGCAAUGGAAGAUACACUGAGACAAUGUGAAACUAAAGCCAUCAAAGGGGAGACCAAAUUUUGUGCUACCUCUUUAGAAUCGAUACUUGAUUUUGCACGUAGCAUCUUCGGAUUGAACUCCUAUUUCAAAAUUCUGACAACUGCACAUCUUACAAAGUCAAGUAUCGAUCUCCAGAACUAUACUAUAGUAGAAACACCACAGGAAAUAUCAGCUCCGAUGAUGGUAGCAUGCCACACCCUGCCCUACCCAUAUGCUGUACUCUAUUGCCAUAGCCAGGAGACACAGAACAAAGUGUUUAAGGUAUCACUGGGUGGCGAGAAUGGAGAUAGAGUGGAGGCAGUUGCUGUUUGUCACAUGGAUACUUCUCAAUGGGGCCGCAACCAUGUGUCGUUCCGUGUGUUGGGGAUUGAACCAGGGACACCUGGUGUCUGCCAUUUCUUCCCAGCAGACAAUUUCGUACUGAUUCCAGUGCCUACUCACACCCCUGAAUAGUAUCGUCUCUUCCAUGAGACACUGUAGCCUAAAUACUUAUCUACUUGUUUUCCUGUUAUGUAUGUUUUUAUAUCUAGUUGAUGGAUUACGCCAAUCAAUCUAUAUGUACGGAUGUUGUUUUAAUGGUGUGGAUAUUAAUGUUUUAUGCUAGUAGCUUGAUUAUGAUUGCUUGAUCUCGUGUGACCACUUGUAUCAUGUUUCAUGAAUGACUGGUUUCAAUUCAACCGGCGCUGUCUUGUUCUGUGUUUCAUGUCAUAUUGGUGAUGAACUUUU